AUGGCGGUGAAACAACCUCUGACUCUGGCUCCCACAAACCCAGACACUUUUCUGGUUACUACCACGGUGCUGAAAGCACUUUUGGUGGACCUCCAGACACACAUCCUAUCGGACAUAGUGACAAUCUACAGAGAUAUCCGGGGCCUGUCGGGCCGGAUGGGAGUCCUGGAGAACACCACAAGUGAUCAUACCCAGCAGCUUGCUACACUACAGCAGACCAUAAUAGAUCUACAGCAACAGGCCAAAAGACUUGACUGCCACUUUGCUGCACUGGAAGACAUGAAGGUUCGGGGUAUCAAGGAGGACACCUCAGAAGCAGAAUUGCCUCAUCUACUGAAACUCUUAUUUCAGGCACUACUCUCUCAGAGACAAAGAAAGACACUGGGGCUGGAUGGAAUCUUUUGUGUACCAAAGUCAUCUAGAGCUCUGGCUGCUGCACCAAGAGACCUAGUGCUCCAACGCCAGAGUGGGAGGGAUACGUUCGCAAUCCUGGCAAUGGUUUCUUCUCUGGACUCUUCCUUUCCUCUGUUUCUGUCUGACCUACAGAUCCUCAACCUAUGGCUUGUCUCCUAG
Pelobates cultripes (western spadefoot toad) is the source of this 573-nucleotide messenger RNA. NCBI's taxonomy places the organism in Eukaryota, Metazoa, Chordata, Amphibia, Anura, Pelobatidae. The record is from the annotation of a GenBank genome assembly.